Messenger RNA from Sciurus carolinensis (gray squirrel), 2867 nucleotides. RefSeq names its product ubiquitin like with PHD and ring finger domains 1 (gene Uhrf1). NCBI's taxonomy places the organism in Eukaryota, Metazoa, Chordata, Mammalia, Rodentia, Sciuridae. The transcript is spliced from 17 exons. Gene Ontology annotation, biological process: negative regulation of gene expression via chromosomal CpG island methylation. The record is from RefSeq and is a predicted model, not a curated record. Bases 205 to 2556 code for a protein of 783 amino acids. Gene Ontology annotation, molecular function: protein binding; ubiquitin protein ligase activity.
GCCCCCAGCACGGCCUCCGGCAACUCCCAAACGCCGUUUUCGCGGGAAAAAAAUCAGAGCAGCUGGCAGCGCGGCGGGCAGCGUUGGCCGAGCGGGUGCUCCGGGUCGGGGAUCCGAGCCACGCACGCAGUUCCUUCACCAUCCCCAGCAGGCCAGGCGCGCAGGCGGGAGAGUGGAUCACGGCGGCCACAGAGCUCUGACACCAUGUGGGUCCAGGUGCGCACCAUGGACGGGAAGGAGACCCACACGGUGGACUCGCUGUCCAGGCUGACCAAAGUGGAAGAGCUGAGGCGCAAGAUUCAAGAGCUGUUUCACGUGGAGCCGGGUCUGCAGAGGCUGUUUUACAGGGGCAAGCAGAUGGAGGACGGCCACACGCUCUUCGACUACGACGUGCGCCUGAAUGACAUCAUCCAGCUCCUGGUCCGCCAGAGCCUCGUGCUGCCGCCCAGCCUCAAGGAGAGGGACCCCGAGCUCUCGGACACCGACUCCGGCUGCUGCUUGGGCCAGAGCGAGUCGGACAAGUCCUCCACCCACGGGGAGGCAGCCGCGGAGACUGACGGCACAACCGGCCCGGAGGGCGAGGACGCGCAGGAGGAGACGGAGCUGGGGCUGUACAAGGUCAACGAGUACGUGGACGCCCGGGACACCAGCAUGGGCGCGUGGUUUGAGGCCCAGGUGGUCAGGGUGUUGAGGAAGCCACCGUCCCAGGACGAGCCCAGCAGCUCCGCUGCCAGCCCGACUCCGGAGGAGGACGUCAUUUACCACGUGAAAUAUGACGACUACCCUGAGAACGGCGUGGUCUCCAUGAGCUCCGGGGACGUCCGCGCGCGCGCCCGCACCAUCCUCAAGUGGCAGGAGCUGGAGGUGGGCCAGGUGGUGAUGCUCAACUACAACCCCGACCAUCCCAAGGAGCGCGGCUUCUGGUACGACGCCGAGAUCACCAGGAAGCGGGAGACCCGGACGGUGCGGGAGCUCUAUGCCAACGUCAAGCUCGGGGGCGAUGCUCUCAAUGACUGUCGGAUCGUCUUUGUGGACGAAGUCUUCAAGAUCGAGCGCCCGGGCGAAGGGAGCCCCGUGGUCGAGAGCCCCAUGAGACGGAAGAGCGGCCCCUCCUGCAAGUAUUGCAAGGACGACCCCAGCAAGCUGUGCCGCGUCUGCGCCUGCCGCCAGUGCGGGGGGCGCGAGGCCCCGGACAAGCAGCUCCUGUGCGACGAGUGCGACAUGGCCUACCACCUCUACUGCCUCCGCCCGCCCCUCAGCAGCGUGCCCACCGAGGCGGAGUGGUACUGUCCCGACUGUCGGAAUGACGCCAGCGAGGUGGUGUUGGCCGGGGAGAAGCUGAAGGAGAGCAAGAGGAAGGCGAAGAUGGCGUCUGCCACGUCGUCCUCGCAGCGGGACUGGGGCAAGGGCAUGGCGUGUGUGGGGCGCACAAAGGAGUGCACCAUCGUCCCCUCCAACCACUACGGACCCAUCCCGGGCAUCCCCGUGGGCACCAUGUGGCGCUUCCGAGUCCAGGUCAGCGAGUCGGGAGUCCACAGGCCUCACGUGGCGGGCAUCCACGGCCGGAGCAACGAUGGCGCGUACUCCCUGGUGCUGGCCGGGGGCUACGAGGACGACGUGGACCACGGGAAUUUCUUCACAUACACAGGCAGCGGCGGUCGCGACCUGUCCGGCAACAAGCGGACAGCGGAGCAGUCCUGUGAUCAGAAGCUCACCAACACCAACAGGGCGCUGGCUCUCAACUGCAGUGCCCCCAUCAACGACCAGGAGGGGGCCGAGGCCAAGGACUGGCGGUCGGGGAAGCCAGUCAGGGUGGUGCGGAACAUGAAGGGCGGGAAGCACAGCAAGUACGCGCCCGCCGAGGGCAACCGCUACGACGGCAUCUACAAGGUGGUCAAGUACUGGCCCGAGAAGGGCAAGUCCGGCUUCCUCGUGUGGCGCUACCUCUUGCGGAGGGACGACGAGGAGCCGGGGCCCUGGACGAAGGAAGGGAAGGACCGGAUCAAGAGACUGGGGCUGACCAUGCAGUAUCCAGAGGGCUACCUGGAAGCGCUGGCCAACAGGGAGAGGGAAAAGGAGAACAGCAAGGGGGACGCUGCCGGCCAGGAGCAGGGCCGCGCUUCCCCCAAGAAGGGCAAGGGCAAGUGGAAGCGGAAGUCCACAGGCCAGGGAGGUCCCGGGACCCGGUCGGCCAAGAGGACCAAGCUGGAGCCCUACAGCCUCACGGCCCAGCAGCGCAGCCUCAUCCAGGAGGACAGGAGCAACGCCAAGCUGUGGAGCGAGGUCCUCAGGUCCCUCAAGGACGGGCCGAUGUUCCUGAGCAAAGUGGAGGAGACGUUCCAGUGCAUCUGCUGCCAGGAGCUGGUGUUCCGGCCCGUCACCACCGUGUGCCAGCACAACGUGUGCAAGGACUGCCUGGACAGGUCCUUCCGGGCCCAGGUGUUCAGCUGCCCGGCCUGUCGCUACGACCUGGGCCGGAGCUACGCCAUGCAGGUGAACCAGCCGCUGCAGACGGUCCUCCACCAGCUCUUCCCCGGCUAUGGCAACGGCCGGUGAUCCACAAGCACUUCCUGGUGGCCUUUCCCUGUGGGAGGCUCCCUCCUCGGCCCUUGUUUGGUUUUUAGUGGGCUUGACUUAAACACAUAGUUUUCCCUCCAUUCCCUGAAAAGGCUCGUCUUCUCCCCUUUUUUUUAAAUGUAUACAUUUUCAGGAAUUUCCAUGUUCUGGCUGAAAGUUGGAUUUCUCAGUGUUCUGUUCAGUUGUUUUAAAUAUAUAAAGCCUGCAAUUUAUCUGCAAAACAGGAAGAAAAAAAAAAAAAUCCCGAUUUUUGAGGGUGGACUUGGGAACCACGUAGCUCGAGAGCUGCU